Molecule: messenger RNA, 4524 nt
Organism: Manduca sexta (tobacco hornworm)
Lineage: Eukaryota; Metazoa; Arthropoda; Insecta; Lepidoptera; Sphingidae
Product: mitochondrial folate transporter/carrier
Exons: 6
Coding region: 200-1165 (321 amino acids)
Biological process (GO): nucleotide transport; folate import into mitochondrion
Cellular component (GO): mitochondrion
Molecular function (GO): FAD transmembrane transporter activity; folic acid transmembrane transporter activity
Source: RefSeq, a predicted model, not a curated record
CAAUUGCUCGAGAUAUCGUUCAUUUUUUAUCGCACGUAAUUUCGUGGGAUUAUUACGAGAGCAAUAAUGUUUAGUGAAGAUUCCAUAUUAUUCAGUUUCGCCAAAGAUUUUUGGGAAAGUGUGUGCCGGUAGACAUAGGUAAACAGGGUCCCCGCAAGAUGCUAUUAAAAGUUUUAUCUGUGAUUUAGUACAAUUCAGCAUGACUACAAUGAAGAAUCCUAAUUCAUCGUCUUCUAAGCUCGCUCUCCUUAGUCACAUCAAAUACGAACACCUGGUAGCUGGUAUAUCAGGUGGCGUCACCUCCACACUCAUUCUGCACCCUCUGGAUUUAAUCAAAAUCAGAUUUGCUGUAAACGAUGGCCGGACCGCAACGGUUCCAAGGUACGACGGACUUGGCAGCGCAUUCGUCACUAUUGUCAAGCAAGAAGGCAUCCGCGGGCUCUAUCGCGGCGUCACACCCAACGUCUGGGGCUCCGGCUCGGCAUGGGGAUUCUAUUUCUUGUUCUACAACGCGAUAAAGACCUGGAUCCAAGGCGGCAACGCCCGCACGCCGCUCGGCCCCGGCCUGCACAUGCUGGCCGCGGCCGAGGCGGGCGUGCUGUCGCUCGUCAUGACCAACCCCAUCUGGGUGGUGAAGACGCGCCUCUGUCUCCAGUACAGCGAGGAGCACAUCGCCGACCACAAGCGGUACAAGGGCAUGAUCGACGGCCUCGCCAAGAUAUACAGGAGCGAGGGAAUCAGGGGACUUUAUCGGGGUUUCGUUCCGGGCAUGUUCGGCGUGUCGCACGGCGCGCUGCAGUUCAUGGCCUACGAGGAGAUGAAGAACAGGUACAACCAGUACAGGAACCUGCCCAUCGACAUUAAACUGACGUCGCUGGAGUACCUGACGUUCGCGGCGGUGUCGAAGCUGCUGGCGGCGGGCGCGACGUACCCGUACCAGGUGGUGCGCGCGCGGCUGCAGCUGCGCGGCGCGCGCUACCGCGGCGCGUGGCACUGCGUGCGCGACACCUGGAGGUACGAGGGCUGUCGCGGAUUCUACAAGGGUCUGAAGCCGAGCCUGGUCCGCGUGGUGCCUGCGACCAUGGUCACCUUCCUCACAUAUGAGAACGUGUCGCACUAUAUGCUCAAACGCUCUGAGCUAAACGCUUCUUACGCCGGCACGUAGAGCUUACAUUUGAUAGCUUGCCUUGACUAAAUCAGUGUGGAUGCGGAGAGGGAAUAAAAAAUAAAAGUAAAAGGGAAAGGGAAGUUAGAAUAUAUGUCACAAUGAUAUCCCUGGGUGAGACUAAUUGACUUCUUUUGUGACAUUUUGUUUUAUACAUAUAUGAAAACAGCACGUGUUUCUGCUUUUGGAAAUUUGUUAAAACUUUUCGAUAAACAAAUGUCGCAUAAGUCAAUUAGCCUUUUACCAGUCAUAAGAAUUACCAAAGGUGUGACGUACUUGCUGUAGAAGCAUGUCAAAAAACGAGUUAAGUAUAUUAUUAUUAGCGAUAUGAGAUUAUUUAUUCCUUUUUGUUUAUCUCUAAAUUAUUAUUUCCCUAUUUCCAAUUUUAACUACCCGACAGAUAAUAUAUCGUCUAGUCGGUAACAUGUUUUGAGUUGUAGAAAAAAAUCACAAUAUUAAAUCAAGCUUGUAUAAAAAUUAGAUAGUACAAAUAAUGCCAUCACUUUUAUAUCCUUUCAUAAACAGUACUUUUUUUAUUUAAAUCAGAUAUCGUAAUCUUAUAUUUUAAAAUUAAGAUUUUAGGCAUUUAAUAUCCUGAGAGCGUCUGGUAUUGAAAUAAACAAAGCAAAUAGAUAGUAAUACUUGCACAAAUUUUAUCAAUCUGUCGAAACAGACGGCAACUGUGUGACCACUGCCUGUCCUUUUCUGCACGUUUGUCGCAUUGUGCAGAAAUCAUCUAAUCCAAAUCUGUGACGUGGGACUAUCAGAAUUCAAGGAAAAAACAACCACUCGAGCUUCCUUUAUCUCUUUCACACAUAUGACAGUAUUUAAAGGAUGGGUAACGUUCAGGUAUAUCACUAGAGAAUGCAACCGCCUUACUGCAGAGUACUGCCAUAUUGGCCACAAUUCUACAGUAAUAUUAUCAGCAUUUUAAUUAUUAUAAUUAAUUAUAAUUUUUUCAUUUGUAUUCUUAGACAGAAUAUGACCUACUUCCGAUUACUAUAAAGAAUUCAAAGCGAUAAUUUCGAAUCGAUUCCAAGAAUUGACCAAUCAAAAUCGGUCAUACAUAAUCUUGUCGAAGAACUUAUUCUGAUUGGUUCAUUUUUGUUAUCGAUCCGCAUUCAUAUCGUUUACAACAAUUGACCGGUAAUGGUAGAGAAAAACGUGCAAAAAUGCUGUAAAAUUCAAAUGAAAUCAAAACGUUCCCUUUAAUAUGUAGGACACUUUUCAAUUUCAUAAAUUAUAAUUUUGACUUUAUUUUAGUUUAGUCUUUAGUUUUAGUGCGUGCCUAAUUUUAUUUUGAAAUUAAAAGGAGAGGUUACGGAGUUAAGCCUUGAGUUUACAAUGGAAUAUAGAUGUUAUAUGGUGAAAUAUUUCAUCAUUUUAUAAUAGUAUUUUGAGUAUGUUUGUUUAAUUGAUACAUAUUUUAAUGCAUGCGAUAUUUACUUAUAAUAUUACUAACUAUGGUAUGGACUUUGGACGUCCUAGGUGGCGUAGUUGUAUUGCGAAACGACUACUGCGCUGAGGCCCUGGGUUCGAAUCCGAGAUCCGAGAAAAUAUUUGGAUUUUCUAUUCAGUAUCAGCCCGGAGUCUGGAUUAUAUACCAAAUAUGGCUAUAAGCUCGCAGCAUGGUAUGUAACGCAAGUAGCAAAGCAGGACACUAGUCACCUCUGCCUAUCCCCGCGGGGAUUAAAGGCGUGCACGUAUUUAUGUAAAUUAAGGUAAUUUUAAAUUUCCAUAUAUCGUAGAGGGUUUGUGUGUGUACAACGGGUUGAACCUCGCAUUGAAUAUAAUUUUGUAUGACCCGAAAUUUGUUUUGAGUUUGAGUUUCCCUCAUAUUUGGCGUCCGGAGCACAGGACUUUUACUUUGCGAUCAAUUUCAAUAAACGAUCAGUACUUUCGGACCAAUAGUAAAAAUGAACCAAUCAGAAUUAAGUAUGCUUAACAUGCUUACGAAUGACUCACUGAUUGUUCUGAAGUAUUGGUAUUGUUUAUUGAAAUUUGCCUUUAGUGUGGCGUCAGAACUAUGUUGAUUGUUAAUUACGUAAUUUAUUAAGUUCUUUAUGUAUUUUCGCUUUUAUGUAGUUUAGUGAUAUGUAUUUAGAAUAUAGUUUUGAAUGCCGUUAAAUGUGCGUAUUUGAGUUAUGAGUGGAUUUAUUUAAUGUUAUAAAAUUCAAGAAAUAAAAUUUUAAGUGACGCGUUUAGUGCGAUAUUAAAACCUUUUUAGUUUUUAUAAUUUCUUUUUUCAUAGUCUUUUAAGAAAAUUUAAACAGUAUUCACACUGUUAUGCUGCAUCAGACAAAAUACCUGCUCGUCUUGUCAAUUUAUAAUAUAUAAUUAAAGAAUACUUAGCAAAAAAAUUGUUUUAACGAACGAAAUUGAUACGUAUGCUUUGAAAUGCAUUGUUCUUUUUAUGGAUCAUUUGGUUCCCAUGCUUUAAUACAUCACAUCAAGUUAUUACAAACUUAGUUCCUGUUAGUUAUAAUUAUUGGUAUAACACAUCAUUUGGCGCCGCAAGAACAACUACGGCAUUAUAAUUGGACUGGCACAGAAAAAAAAACGUUAAGAUUUCCUAAUGAUUGAGUUUGAUUAAUGGUUUAGCUAUAGUGAAUGAUUGUUAACCUUUUACGUGCGUAGAUUUAUUUUUCAAGUAUAAAAGCUUUUUCAUGGUUGUAAAACGUCUUAUAAUUUGUUUUUUUGGUCAUUCUUUCAAUGGUAGAUUCAAUCAUGUUUGGAUUAAAUUAGAAAAUAAACCAUGUAAUAUGCCGUCUAUUAUAGAGAAUGUUCAUUUCGAUAUUGGAAAAUCAUGUAUGUUUUGUUGUGGAUGACAUUAGUAACAAAAUUUUAUUAUAAUCUGGAAUAUUUCGUUUUUAAUCUCCGACUGAAUUGAAAAUAGGCUAGGCAAUUUUUAUUAAACAUUAUUUACCUUCAUUUGUCAUUGCUAAAAUAAAUUUUAAAAAUCUUACUAUUCUAAACGCUACUAAUUCUUAAUUUGGAACAUAAUAUGAAGAAACAUAAUUGAAAAUUGUCUAUUACUGAGUAAAACAAUAAAGUGGGAUUUGUGGUUAUUUAUAACAUACCUUUUACUGGGAAUUGUAUCUAAAAAAAAAAAUGAAUUUGAAUGAAUUCAUUCACAUAUAUCUUAACCAGUAUUAUUGUACUCAAUAUUAGUUUGGGAUGUAUCUAAAUGUUUCCAAUAUAGUGUUAUUAAAAUAUUUUAAGUGCCUCCUAAUGUUUGAUUAUUAUUAAAGUGGAUGCUCUAAGCAUUGCGAGUUGAAUUCUUCGAUAGGUCGUUCGAUUGUUGCACAUGUAAGUAGUAUGUCUAAAGCUUGUUUCGUUAUUAAAUGAGUAGAAUGGGA